AUGACAACAGCUGGCAGCAUCGCGGCUCGAUCAUUUGGUGGCUGCGAUACAUGUCGCAGUCGAAGGGUUAAGUGUGAUGAGACGAGACCCACCUGCCUCCUAUGCUCGACCACUGGCUUGACCUGCCGGGGGUAUGGGAAGAACAUCUUCUUCACGCCUGGAGCUGAUGGGAGCGAACUCGAUGGGGAAGACUUCCGCUUCCGGCGGUUGUUGUUCACUGAGGCUGAGCGCCAGGAAAUGAGCCAAUGGCUCACCUCAAGCGUGUCGCCAUCCUCGGUGAGCAAGCAGCUAUCAGCUCUGGACGAACAAUGCGAGAACGUCUCCCCAGACCAGAGCAUGGACGUUCAGCAUGGGCCCUUUGGAGUCUUCAGGGGGCCAAAGAUUGCCGAGACUCGGUUUGGCUCUGCAGAUUCUGUAGGCGAGCUCGACUGGUGCCGCGAUAUCAGGUUACCGGAUCAUGAUAACGAAGAUGAUAAUGUCCAGCAGUCCAUGGAUCAGGGCGACGCGCAAAGUUGCCAAUGGUCACCUUCAUUGAUUGCUGCCAUCCUUGAUGACCCCUUGCAAUUCUCGUCGCCUACUGAGCCAGGCCAUAUCAAUAUGGCCUCUGCGAUGGACAAUACCGAUGCCAUUGCCGCUACAGAAUGCGAAGCCCCCGCCAUGUUGGGCCUCUCGGAAACGGCACUGUGUCUGACCGAGGGCGCCACUCUGGAAUCCCCAUCUUCGAUUACGAGCGAUAACUACUUGGGCUAUAUGCUCAAUCCCGACUUAGGCACGAUCGAAAAACCGAGUCACAUGUCCGUUGCACCGACCGUCUCCAUGCCCGGCGACGCCGUAUUCCUCCUCAAGCACUAUGUCUCAAGCGUUGUCAAUUUUGUCACGCCCUUUGGGCAUGCAAAGACCCCAUGGCACACCUUGUUCAUCCCACACGUGAAAACCUGUUUGGCAGCACUAACCAUGGGCGAGCACCUGAGCCACGCGAGCUCCGCCGUCUUCUUUGGUACCCUGGCCAUCAGUGCUUCGAGUCUCGGUAGAAAGAUGCAAUCGCAUUCCUCCAUGUGGCUCGAGCGGUCCAAGUUCUAUGAGCGGCAGGCUCGCGAACACUGUCGAGCUACACUGGCAAGCGCCUAUCAUGUACCAAAAGUGGCCAAGUACAAGACGAUUCUUAUGGCGCUCUUGACCCUAGUCCAUUUGUACACUGUCACUGGGCGGCGGGCCUGCGUUGAUUUCUACUUUGUGGAGGCAGAAAAGUUUAUUCGUUUAAAAGGCCUCAGCCGGAAAAAGUCACGCAAAGUACGCCUUCUCCACCACUGCUACGUAUUUCAACGGCUAUUCUACGAGAGUCUAUGCAUCGGAAAGACAAGCUCGCAUCGAAAAGAAGUACAAAACGCGAUAGAGUCUAGUGAACUCAUCAUAUACAGCCAAGAUAGUCCUUCGUUCAAGGCCUUGUCCAAUUGGCACGACCCAACCCAGCAGACACUAUACAUCAAGACACAAGAGGAGGGAGAAAAUGAUCUUCACUUGGAACAUCCUGGUGUUUGGCCGGCGACACUAUAUCCAGAGAUCUACGGUAUACCAGAAGGAUUGAUCUAUUUUCUGUCCUGCACUAUUCGCCUUGGCAAAGAGAAGGAUGCUAUGGAUCAGGGCCACGGUUCUUCAAGCAUCAACAUGUCCGAGUUUUUCAAGCGUGCAAGAACCCUGGAGCGGUGCAUCAAGCAAUUUCCUGACUGGACCUCGGAAAUGCGAGUUUCGGAAGCCGACUUUCCAGGCGACGAGAAGCUUGCCAACAUGAUCAUCGCCGUCCGCAACGCACUAGCCAUCUACUUUUAUCGAAGGAUCUAUGAUAUUGACGCCGAGCUUCUCCAGUCCAAAGUGCUUCGGGUGCUCAAUGCUCUGCGCCAAGUGGACUGCACAGGUUCAGACGGUCCGACGGGAUCCCUGAGCCUCGUAUGGCCGGGGUUUAUCGCAGCUUGCGAGGCCGAGAGUCCUCCUGUUCAGCAGGCAUUUUCGGAAUGGUUUGAAAAUUGUGCGCAUAAUAGUGGCUUGGAUACGUUCUCCAUCACCAUUCGCACGAUAAGAGAAGUCUGGGUUGCGAAAUCUUCCCUCAGUGACACGGGUGCCUCUUGGAUUGAUUUGGCCAAGGGCAAAACGUACGCUGGAUUGCACAACCUCCCACUAUGA
Messenger RNA from Pestalotiopsis fici W106-1, 2178 nucleotides. RefSeq lists its product as uncharacterized. Gene Ontology annotation, biological process: positive regulation of transcription by RNA polymerase II. Gene Ontology annotation, molecular function: transcription cis-regulatory region binding; zinc ion binding; DNA-binding transcription factor activity, RNA polymerase II-specific. The record is from RefSeq and is a predicted model, not a curated record. The transcript is spliced from 2 exons. Lineage: Eukaryota; Fungi; Ascomycota; Sordariomycetes; Amphisphaeriales; Sporocadaceae. Bases 1 to 2178 code for a protein of 725 amino acids. Gene Ontology annotation, cellular component: nucleus.